UAGCAUGAAGCUACAUCGAUGCUAAGGAAGUAGCAGUGUUUACGGAUGAAGAAGACGGGCGUGGAGCAAAAUAAAGCUAGCAACCAACCCAACAGUGUUAAUGACAAAUAAAAACCAAAAGGCAGUUAUGUCUUACCUCGAGUAGAGAUUAAGUUAAGGAGAACCUAAGAUAUUGCUUCAGGAAGUUUUUUUUCUUUAUCAAAUGAGGCGUUUAGAAGCGGCGCAUUUGAGUUUGAAGUUAGCAUGCUAACGUUUGUUAUUCAUUUGUGACACUUUUAGAAAACUUUAACCACGCUUUUCCUUUUUAGCUUAACAGUCAUCGGUGAAACAUGGACUUUCUUACUUUGUUUGGAAUCUACGUUGGGGUGGUGCUGACCUGUAUAUUUCUAGUCUGCAAAUACUCAGGUCAGCAACACAGCCCCUUUAAUAAAUUGUUGAACUAUGUAACAAAGGUAAUCGCAUUAUUUACACCACAGUGGCUUCAAAGGUUUUCACAGUCGACUUUGCACAGGCUGUUUCAUCAAAGGAACAACAUGUUCAUCUAUCUGCACAUACUGCUGGAGGGAGCUGUGUAUGCAGAGUUCACCUUUGAAGUGUUUGGUUUCUGCAGGGAGAUGGACACUACUUUGACUAGCUUGUCUGUGCCUUACAUCCUUCUGGUGGUCAAGACCUUCUUAUUUUACCGCUGCAUAAAGACAGAUCCAGGCACAGUGACAAAGAGCAAAUUCUCUAGCCAGCUGCACGUCUAUUCAUACGACGGGAGACUGUUUCACCCUGGAGUCUCCUGUCCAACCUGCCAGCUUGUCAAACCAGCUCGCUCCAAACACUGCAGGGUCUGCGACAGGUGUGUCCAGCGUUUCGACCACCACUGUGUUUGGGUUAACAACUGCAUUGGUGCUCAGAAUACACACUACUUCCUGCUUUACCUCUUCAGCGUAUGCCUCAUGGCAGGUGACAUUGCCCUGCUGACAGGAGACAUGCUUCUUCAUGCUGUGCUGCGCUCUGGGCUCUUAAGAGCCAGUUAUAUAGAUGACUAUGGCCAGCAGCAGCCAGCUGGGCCUCUGUUUGUUGUACAGCAUCUCUUUCUGACCUUCCCCCGAAUUGUCUUCAUGCUGGGCUUCCUGGUCUUUGUCUUCUUCCUCCUGGCGGGUUACGCCCUGUUCCAUUCUUACCUGGGUAUUGUCAACCAGACCUCCAAUGAGUGGUACAAAAGUCGAGGUUAUUUUUGUCAACACUGCCAUCCAGCUGCAAUUGCUGAUCAUCUUUGCAACCCCGUCCCAGACCACUCAAAAAGAUACUACUACAGCCGAGGACUUCUCCGAAACCUGGGAGAGAUUUUUUUUCCUCCACAGGCUGUUCGGAAAAAGGACAACUGAAAAAGGGGUGAAAAGGGAAAAAAGGUGCCUUUUGUGUCGACUGGUUACAUUCACUACUAAUGAGAAAAUAAAGUGUUUUUGAUAUCUUUGA
This is a messenger RNA of Melanotaenia boesemani (Boeseman's rainbowfish), 1467 nucleotides long. It is a transcript of the gene zdhhc4, whose product is annotated as zinc finger DHHC-type palmitoyltransferase 4. The record is from RefSeq and is a predicted model, not a curated record. Gene Ontology annotation, cellular component: Golgi apparatus; endoplasmic reticulum. Gene Ontology annotation, biological process: protein targeting to membrane; peptidyl-L-cysteine S-palmitoylation. Bases 330 to 1376 code for a protein of 348 amino acids. Gene Ontology annotation, molecular function: protein-cysteine S-palmitoyltransferase activity. The transcript is spliced from 7 exons. NCBI's taxonomy places the organism in Eukaryota, Metazoa, Chordata, Actinopteri, Atheriniformes, Melanotaeniidae.